UGUAGAUGGGGUUGGGGUUAUAAGAAAUGCUGGACGUCAUAUCGAGCCAGCCUUAAAAGAUAUCAAUGCACUAGAUGAUUCUCUACAUUUUGAUAAAAUCAUGGUGAUACACCAUACAGACAGUGGAGCUAUCCACUUCACCAAUGAGGACAUUCGCGAUUCUCUCAGAGCUUGUAUGCCAACUAAGCAUCAUCAUGAAAUCAAUUAUAUGGCAUUCGGUGCAAUUGAUAACCUCAAACAGUCGGUCAUUAAUGAUAUCGCCAUACUUCGCGAAAAUCACUAUACACGAAGGAUUCGCUGA
Botrytis fragariae is the source of this 301-nucleotide messenger RNA. RefSeq lists its product as uncharacterized. Gene Ontology annotation, molecular function: zinc ion binding; carbonate dehydratase activity. The record is from RefSeq and is a predicted model, not a curated record. The transcript is spliced from 3 exons. Lineage: Eukaryota; Fungi; Ascomycota; Leotiomycetes; Helotiales; Sclerotiniaceae. The annotation marks the transcript as partial.